UGCAGGGAGGAGCUGCUGGCGCCGCCGCUACGGCCGAGCGCGACCCUCCGCACCAUGCCCCGCAUCGAUGCGGACCUCAAGCUGGACUUCAAGGAUGUCCUGCUCCGACCCAAGCGCAGCAGCCUCAAGAGCCGGUCCGAGGUGGAUCUGGAGCGAACCUUCACGUUUCGGAACUCGAAGCAGACCUACUCAGGGAUCCCCAUCAUCGUGGCCAACAUGGACACCGUGGGGACCUUCGAGAUGGCAGUGGUGAUGUCACAGCAUGCCAUGUUUACAGCCAUUCAUAAGCAUUAUACCCUGGAUGACUGGAAGCUCUUUGCCGGGAAUCACCCAGAAUGCCUGCCGCACAUAGCCGUGAGCUCGGGCAGUGGGAAGAACGAUCUGGAGAAGAUGAGCAGCAUCCUGGAAGCUGUGCCACAGGUCAAGUUUAUUUGCCUGGAUGUGGCCAAUGGGUAUUCAGAGCAUUUUGUGGAAUUCGUGAAACUCGUCCGUGCCAAAUUUCCAGAACACACUAUUAUGGCAGGGAACGUGGUGACAGGCGAGAUGGUGGAAGAGCUGAUUCUUUCUGGAGCAGAUAUAAUCAAAGUGGGAGUUGGGCCUGGUUCCGUGUGCACCACCCGCACCAAGACCGGGGUGGGCUACCCCCAGCUGAGCGCCGUGAUCGAGUGCGCGGACUCUGCCCAUGGCCUCAAGGGGCACAUCAUCUCUGACGGAGGCUGCACGUGUCCAGGAGAUGUCGCCAAAGCCUUUGGAGCUGGAGCUGAUUUUGUCAUGCUGGGCGGCAUGUUCUCGGGCCACACCGAGUGUGCUGGAGAGGUGAUCGAGAAGAACGGGCAGAAGCUCAAGCUCUUCUAUGGGAUGAGCUCCGACACGGCGAUGAAGAAACAUGCAGGAGGAGUCGCUGAGUACAGAGCCUCUGAGGGCAAGACAGUGGAAGUGCCUUACAAAGGGGAUGUGGAAAACACGAUUCUGGAUAUUCUUGGGGGACUCAGGUCUACCUGCACCUAUGUGGGGGCCGCCAAACUCAAGGAGCUGAGUAGGAGGGCGACAUUCAUCCGGGUGACCCAGCAGCACAACACCGUGUUCAGCUAACCUCCAGGAUGAGCUCCCCUGCCAGGCACACGCGCUUUCCUCUCCCCCCUCCUGUUACAUCAGAGCUUCCGGCUGCUCCCCAAUGGCGGAAUGUCUCCCCUUCCUGCCACCUGGAGGCGUCAGGGCUCCCCUAGUGCCUUCUGGGGGCUCAGAAGCAGGGCACUGCUUGGGUCCGUGGUCAAAGCCCAACUGCCCGUGCAACUCAUAACCUCAUCGUUAAAACUCACACACACUUUCUGGGUUUUUUUUUUUUUUUAAAGAAAAGGUUUCACUUUAAUAUAAUGCUGUUAUCUUAAGACUUGCUAGAGUGCUGGCAUUUGCAUUUGCAAGCAAGCUGUAGGCACCAUGGGCAUUUCCUGCAUCCUUCCCUGAUAGGCUCUGAGUUUCUGGGGAAGUUGAGGAGGGGUGGUUGGAGGGGGGCAGGUCAGGGCCAAGGAGAUUACUGGCAUCCAGCUGCUCCCUCCAGCUUUGGUUGCUGGAAAACAACAAAAGCUCUUGACUGGAAAAUGUUACAAGUUUCCCAUUUGAGCCCUUAGAUAAGUUUGGCAGUUUUAAAGAGAUUAUUGCAAAACCAGGGAGAGGUGGAGCAAAGGGAUCUUAAAGAAAUCUAUUGAAACCAUAGAAGCAGGAGUCAGGGCACUCUACAGCCUAUGCCCUCCAUGCUCCUCAUUUAGCUUGAGGUCACCAUGGUCCCCUUCGGCACAUCAGGCACCUGCUACACCCUGUGGCCAGGAGGGCAAGGCCAGUCAGCCCACGUGGCACCCCUGUGGGCAGCCCUCUUUUUCCAUCUAGCUGCUUGUUUUGAAAAGCCAAGCUGGGUGCCUGGCUCAUUCAAGUCUUUAGGGAAGUGAAAACAGAAUUAUUGUAAAAGCCAAGAACUUACCGGGAUCAUUUUGAAGCAGAGGCUGAAUAUGCAGCAUUUCUAAGACACCAUCUCCGGCCUCAGCUAGUCCAUCUCUGCCUCCGAUUGCAGUGGGCCUGGGGGUGCCGUGGCGGAGUCUGUCUGUCCAUCUAUCAUGCAGACAUGAGAUUAAACAUGUAGCUCGGCUGCCCUCCGGUAGGCCUUUCUGUACCCUGUGCAGCGUGGGGAGGGAGAGUCUGUGAAUUGUCAUUCACCUGGGGCCUCAACCUGGGGACCCCCAGGUUGUUUUCAAGUUUUCUCCCCCUUGCAGCUUGUAAAGCAAAGGUUUCUCUCCUAAUCAGUUUGACCUACGAGGUCAGUCUCACGGCUAUUGGACCCUGAACUUGUCAGAACCAGAACUCUUAGCAUCUAUAUUAAAGCAGCAGGAUAGCAAACAUUCACAGUCACUCAGUCAUCGCCUCGGGCCCGCUCCCCCCAGACUUGCCCACAGCUCCCUGUGCGCCUGUCCUGACUGUUCUGGAAGAGGUGGGUCUGGAUGGUCCUUCUGGGCAGGGCUGCAAGGCACUUAACCAGUGCCCAUGUUAGGACCUCAGCUCUAAAUUUGUAAGAGAAUCCUGGUGAGGUGUCCCCAGACAGCUAGCCAACAAGACAAAAAGGUGUCCGUCCCUAAGCUAAGCAAAAACUUGGCUUUACAAACCCAUGGGUCCCUUCCACCCCUGCAGGACCUUAAGGGUGGCAGGAUCUGAUGGCCACACAUGCAGAGGGAGUGGGGGUUCCCCUGAAAGUUCUAGAUCCUUGAAGAAUUACUCUCUUGGGCAGCUGCUCAGUUGCAGAGUUGACUUCUGAGACUGGACACGGGGUAAACCUGUGGUGCAGACUGGUCAUGUCCUGGGGUGGGGGGUAGGGGGGCUCUGCUGGUGAGUUUAUAACAGAUGUGAACUCCAGGAGACAGGAAGGAACUUUGCACCUGCAGGUCCCCAGCCAGUUUACAGCAAACCUACAGAAUGCGUGGAUGAUGCUCUAUGAGCCUGUGAAGCUGCCAAAUGCUGUUUAGACAAACCUCUUAUGAGCAGCUUGUUCUGAUGGGAGAAAUAAACACGGACAAGCCAAGACGUCAGAUGCUGAAACGUGCCUUUUCUCUCAACCUCGUGUCGAGCACAACCACCUCACCCCACCCCCCACCCCCCAAGAAAAAAUUAAGCAGGCGAGGCAGUGCCAACGUCACUUCCCGCCACCACCGACCUACCUGGGGUGCCAGGAGGGUAAGGAAGGCGUCACCACCGCAUUCUCAGCCUUGUCUCCGAGGCCCCCACAAAAGCAAGGACACAUUUGCAAUUGGCACUGUUAUUUUAUUAGUACGAGUAUACUGAAACAAUAAACUUGUACUGGUAUACAGACAAUUUAUUUAAAACAAUUUUGUUCAAAUUUUGAAUCAAACAUUGUUUUAUUAUAAUAAUGAAAUAAUUUCUACCUAGAAAACCUGCAAGCACCAUCAAAGGAAGGGACCAUAAAAUUCAAUAAACAGACUCGAGUGUAUCCUACAAAUAGACACACCACGAUUAGAAAAUAGAAUAUGAAUUCUUUCGUUUUUUUUUUUUUAAUAUUUGUUUUAAAAAAGCUAGUGCAAGUACAAUAUUUUACACUGGAAUUACAGAGAGUAUGCACGCAUAUGGAAAAAAGUUCUCCUGUCACAAUAAAAGCUCUUAACUAUGUAUGCACUUAAAAUUUUCUUUUCAAUAAGGUGCAAAACAUCAUUCCUUCUCUCGUUCUCCUCUGUACUGGCCA
Messenger RNA from Talpa occidentalis (Iberian mole), 3739 nucleotides. It is a transcript of the gene GMPR, whose product is annotated as guanosine monophosphate reductase. The coding region runs from base 55 to 1092 and encodes 345 amino acids. Gene Ontology annotation, molecular function: GMP reductase activity. Gene Ontology annotation, cellular component: GMP reductase complex. Gene Ontology annotation, biological process: nucleotide metabolic process. Lineage: Eukaryota; Metazoa; Chordata; Mammalia; Eulipotyphla; Talpidae. The transcript is spliced from 9 exons. The record is from RefSeq and is a predicted model, not a curated record.